CUUUCGACGACUAUAUAUAUAUACAUCAAUUUAAUAAAAAAUUAUCACAAGUUAUUCAGAAUAUAUUAGAGUAAACAUGAAGAAUUGGCAAUUAAUUUUAUUAUUUUUGGUAAAUUCCUGUUUGAUAUUUAAUGAAGCAAUUAAAAGUAAAGACUCGGGCAACGAAAAACUAUGUCAAAAAGGCACAACGUCAGAAGCUGCUAAAAAUGGUGACAUUGAAACAUUAAAAUUAGCUUUCAAGAAUAGAUGCGAAUGGGACGAAGAUACUACUCAAAUGGCGGCAGCGUAUGGACAUUUAGAUUGCUUAAUAUACCUUCAUGAAAGUAAAUGUGAAUGGGAUGAAUUAGUAACGACAGGAGCUGCUUUUAAUGGGCAUUUAGAUUGUUUAAUGUAUGCCCAUGAAAAAGGAUGUGAAUGGAACGAAACAACAACUAGAGCUGCUGCUGCAAAUGGAAAAUUAGAGUGUUUACAAUAUGCACAUACAAAACAUUGCGAAUGGGAUGAAACAGUAACGGCAGCAGCUGCUUUUUAUGGGCAUUUAGAUUGUUUAACGUAUGCCCAUGAACAUGGAUGUAAAUGGGACGAAAGCACAACUAGAGCCGCUGCUGUACAUGGGGAUCUAAAUUGUUUUAAAUAUGCACAUAUUAAUGGAUGCAAAAUAGAUGGAGCUGUCACAACAAUAGCUGCUUAUUAUGGAUAUAAGGAUCUUUUAGAAUAUUCUAACCAAUAUGGAUGUAAAAUAAGUAUAGACACAAUUAGAGCUGCUGCUGGAGAGGGACAUUUAGACUGCUUUCUUUAUGCCUAUGAACGUGGUUGUGUAUGGGAUGAAACAGUAACAGCAGCAGCUGCUUUUAGCGGUAAUAUAAAUGUUUUAAGAUUCGUUCACGAAAAAGAGUUAUAAAUAUACUUUUUAUUGUAUAUUUUGGGAUAAAUAUACAACAAUGAAUGCUGCUUUAAGUGGUAGUAUAGAGUCUUUAAAAUAUGCACAUACAGAACAUUGCGAAUGGGAUGAAACAGUAACUGCAGCAGCUGCUUAUAAUGGGCAUAUAGAUUGUUUAAUGUAUGCACGUGAA
Daktulosphaira vitifoliae (grape phylloxera) is the source of this 1073-nucleotide messenger RNA. RefSeq lists its product as uncharacterized. The coding region runs from base 77 to 901 and encodes 274 amino acids. The record is from RefSeq and is a predicted model, not a curated record. The transcript is spliced from 4 exons. Lineage: Eukaryota; Metazoa; Arthropoda; Insecta; Hemiptera; Phylloxeridae.